UCGCCCCCGCGCGUCCCGCGCUCCCUCGCUCUCAGGCCGGCCGUCCUCAGGCCAGCUGGAGCAGGCCGCGCUCAGCAAGCAGACCCUGGGUGCGUUUGUAGACGUCCUCCAGGGUGCUCGCGACCCGGGCUACCGCAGCCCGCGCCUCCGCCUCUCGGCUUCCGGGACACGCCAGCGCGAGCAACUGGCCCCGACCCGGGAAGGCGAGGAAGGCGAGGCUGGCAGCCUGCCGGAUGAGCCAGGGGUGGUGCGGGGCCAGGGCCGUGCCGUAGGCGUCGCUGCACUGCGUGCCGGCGUCCGGGCCUCCGACCGUCCCGGUCGCCACCCGGUGGAGGCAGAGCUGGGACCAGCGCAGCGCGCGGUGCAGCAGGAGCAUCGUUCUGGAGCCCGAGGUCAAGGGCUGCUGCUCCAGCACUCCCGCCCGCCGCUCCCACGCCGCCAUGGCCGCCAGCGUCGUGUAGUGUGCGGCCUCCGGGCCGCGCACCCGGGCUUCGAGGGCUGUGACCUUGCUGGAGACCUCGCUUGUGGCGAAGGCGAAGAUGGAGCCGAGGGGAAUCAGGAGCCUAGGUGUUGGGUGGUGGUGGGGAUGGGGAAGAUGAUUUGAGACAGGGCCAUGGUGCCAUACAGAGGCGGGGAGUGGAUUAGGGGAGGCGACCACUCACUUGACCAGCUCCCUCCAUCCGGCCAGGUACUCAGACAGCUGCACAUCCCCUUCCGUGUUCAGGCUGGCGCGGAACUGCCCCACCAGGCGGCCUAGCAAACCCUGGGGGCUCAGACAAGGAGGCUGUUCCCUCCCCGGGGCCUCCAGGGGUCCCGACUCUUGCCGGACCUGGGCGUGGGGUAGGUGGGAGGGUGGGAAGACAUGACAGGGAGGGAGUGAGGGCAGAUCCCCCAGACUGCUAGGCCUCCUAAGCCAAGCAGACCAGUUGGACUAUAAAGAAAUUGUUCCUAAGGUCUAGCUGGCGUCAGUCCUGCUGUGCCUUCUUAGAGGAGAGAGAAAACGAGGGGAGGACCUGCCCUUCCCCAGAUCUUCAAGCUGGCUCCACUUCCCCCUGCUCCGGGUCCCACCUGGCGCUCCCUGUCCUAGCCCUGCCCAGAGCGUACCUGCAAGGGUAGCGGUCUCUCAGGAACGCAGGACCGUGCCCCGGAUCCGCAACCCGACAGCCCCCCUGGAAAGAGGAGAGACAGAGCCGUGAGGGCUCAAGGAGGAAGUUUGAGUCCAGAGGGCCUGGACUUCUGGGUUCCUUCCCCAGCGGGUGGGGGAAGGGGCCACUCACGGAGGCUCCGAGCACUGAGAUAAAGAAGCAGCAGCGCGAAGACAGCGAGAGGGACUGCGUGGCGGACCCAGCGCCGCGGGACCGGGGGCGGCAGCGCGACGCCCAUGGCUGCUGCUGGGACCACCGCCCCCGCACCGGCCCCUAGCCAGUGCGUGUCCCUCCGCCUCCAGGAGGGGAGAGAAGCCCGCGGUCCCCUGAGGCGCUAAGGGUUAAUAAUUAAUCUCCUAAGGCCCCCUCCCCGGUGCCUUGUGCCCUUUGCCCCAGAGGACAGCUACACAGGGGUGAGGAUCGGAUAAAGACGAUUUGGGGGACCCGGAGGCAAUGGCACAUUUCUGCAUUUCCAUUCCUUGUAGGGCUGGCUUGCAGUAAGAGGCAGUCUGGGUAUUGGGAAGAGAGGCUGGGGCCAGCACCAGCUCCCCCACUGAGCAAUGGUGUGUGCCCUGAGUUCUCGUCAUGGUAAAUUGAGGAGGAUAAUAGGGACUUUGUAGGCCUGGUGUGAGGAUUAAGUGAUAACGUAUGUGAAACACUGUAAAUGGAAAAGCUUACUACAAUUUGGGAUCCAGGGAACACCCACUUCUAGAUUCUCCAUCCUGUCCCCAGGAUGUCUUGAUCUGGGUACAUGACAUCUCAAUUAUAUACUUCAGGCUUUACCUUUUUACAUUUUUGUGGUUUAAAAUUUUAAACUCCAGAUUAGCUCCUCAUUCAGUCAUUGAACUAACCUUUAUUAACCGCUUCCCCACACCAGGCCCUAUGCUAGACUUCAAGAAUACAAAGGUGCUUUCACAGAGCUCAAGGUCCACUGGGGAGAAUUUAUUUAUCAUCCCUCUCCCUCACUGGAAUGUGAGCCCUGGGGAAGACCCAGUUCUAUUUGUUUUUCCAGGUUGCUGAUCUAUUUCCAGCACUUAAAAUAUUGCCUGGGCCCAAAUACGUUGCUGCUAAACAAAUAUUUAUCGAAAAAAUGACUGUGGAUGAGGGACAGACAAAUGAGGGGUUGCCCCCUAACAAGUUGGAGCCAAGUUUUUUAGGCAAAUUAGGAGUCCACCUGGUGGUCAGAGUGGGGAGGCAUUCCAGGAGAGGAAAUGAGAAGUGGCAGAAACAGCCUCUCGUGCUCUCACAGGUUCUCAGUCCCUUUAAUUUCUUAAUUCCUCUCUGUGUGUGUAUAUAUACAUAUUUUUUUCUGGCCAGAGGAGGGGUGUUUCAGAUUCUCAAGGGAUCAGGUCCCCAAUGUCUAAGAUCUUUCCCAGUUUACCCUAUCUGUCAGUCUGAUAAUCCCCCCACCAUCCUGGAUGGAGGUUCCUGUGGUUGAUCCAGACCCAUCCCGGCACUGGUGGGAUUCAGGGGCCAUCACUACCAACCCCACUCCAGGUUCCACAUUUCCCUGUGUUGGAAUGAUUCCCAGUUUGCUGGCUUUGACUUUAUGGGAAGCGGCUUUUUCUUUCUGGGUUCCAAUGACCUCUUCAAAAGAGGAAGGUGGGAUUAAAUUCAAUAGUUCUGCAAAGCAGUUAACACAAUUCCUGGCCUAGAGUCAACCUAAACUGGCGCUGGGAGCCUGGGCCUCCGGGCAGGGAACCAAGUCUGCAAGGUUCACGGAACGGAUUAGUUUUGGGUAUCACAGUCUUCGUGGCUGUUCCGCAAUCCGAGCCCUCGUGGAGGAGAUGAUAUAAAGCCGCGUUAACGCGCCCUGCGCUCCGUGGCUGCGAGAUGAAGAGGGUCGCGGGAGCCAAACUGCUGCUGCUGCUGCUGUGGAUGACGCGCUGCGGACACGUAGGGUCGGGUGGGCCGAGCGGCCACACGUCGGUCAUCGAGGUGACCAACGGGGGCCCCUGGGGCGACUGGGCCUGGCCUGAGAUGUGUCCUGACGGGUUUUUCGCCAGCGGGUUCUCAACCAAGGUGGAGCCCCAGCAAGGGAUUCCUGGCGACGACACCGCUCUGAAUGGGAUCCGGCUACACUGCGCACGCGGAAACGCAGAACGCAACACGCACGUGGUGGAGUCGCAAUCUGGAAGAUGGGGCGUGUGGAGUGAGCCUCUGUGGUGUCCCCGCGGCGGCUACUUAGUGGCCUUCUCGCUUCGGGUGGAGGCUCCCGUGACCCCCGGGGACAAUACGGCGGCGAACAACUUGCGCUUCCGCUGCUCCGACGGUGCGGAGCUGGAAGGGCCUGGCCUGGCCUGGGGAGAAUUUGGAGAUUGGAGCGAUUCGUGUCCCAAAGGCGUGUGCGGUUUGCAGACCAAGAUCGAGCCUCCUAGGGGUCUCCGCGAUGACACCGCGCUUAACGACGUGCGCUUAUUCUGCUGCAGUAGUUGAUACCCUCAUCGUCCUCUCCCCACCACCAAGGCCUGUCCCACCUCCCUCUAUUAAAGCUUCUGCGUGUUGUC
Messenger RNA from Choloepus didactylus (southern two-toed sloth), 3652 nucleotides. It is a transcript of the gene VMO1, whose product is annotated as vitelline membrane outer layer 1 homolog. The record is from RefSeq and is a predicted model, not a curated record. Lineage: Eukaryota; Metazoa; Chordata; Mammalia; Pilosa; Megalonychidae. The transcript has 3 exons. Bases 2979 to 3581 code for a protein of 200 amino acids.